Coregonus sp. 'balchen' is the source of this 3950-nucleotide messenger RNA. The record is from the annotation of a GenBank genome assembly. Lineage: Eukaryota; Metazoa; Chordata; Actinopteri; Salmoniformes; Salmonidae.
AUGGAGAAUGUUACUUCAAUUCCAGAUAACCAGACACUUGGUCCAUGGACUGAUUAUAGCAUGGAAUACAAAGUGGUCAGCAUAUUAUUUGUGAUCCUCAUCUGUGGGAUCGGAAUAGUUGGAAACGUUAUGGUGAUACUAGUUGUUCUUACAACCAAACACAUGCGGACACCCACCAACUGUUACCUGGUGAGUUUGGCGGUGGCCGACCUGAUGGUCCUGACCGCGGCGGGACUGCCGAAUAUUACAGAGAGUUUGUAUGGAGGAGGCUGGGUGUACGGAUACGUCGGGUGCCUUAGCAUUACUUAUUUCCAGUACUUGGGCAUCAACGCGUCUUCAUGUUCCAUCACCGCUUUCACCAUUGAGCGGUACAUAGCCAUCUGCCACCCCAUAAAAGCGCAGUUUAUGUGCACUCUGUCAAGAGCAAAGAAAAUCAUAGUGGUCGUUUGGGCUUUUACCUCGCUCUACUGCGUCAUGUGGAUUUAUCUCUCUGACAUGAACGAGUUGAUUUAUGACAAUAUUACCAUGUUCUCAUGCGAAUACAAAGUGUCCAGAAAUCUUUACCUGCCAAUCUACUUCACUGACUUUGCCGUGUUCUAUGUGGUGCCCCUCAUGCUAGCCACUGUUCUGUAUGGAUUUAUCGCUAGAAUUCUUUUCCUCAACCCCUUGCCAGCAGACCCCAAGGAAAAUACUAAAAAGUGGAAAAAAGAAUCAUGCCAAGGAAAUAGGACGAUGAGCACCAACAAUUCAUCAUUUAGCACAACUGCCCGCUCUCGCAGGCAGGUAAGUACUACUGUUUUAAAGUUUGUUAUCUUGUAACAGUGUAUCUACAGCAUAAUAACUACAGUGUGUUUGUGUGUGUGUGUGUGUGUGUGUGUGUGUGUGUGUGUAUGUGUGCGCCUCGGAAUAAAGUGAGGAGAAACAAAUUAAUGAUUUAAAAAACGGUCAUAAUUGCACUGGUAUGAUAUGGCGUGCACCUGGUGAAGUUGGGGUGUUCAAUCCAAGCAUAUACUGUACACUCUUAGAAAAAUGGGACAGCCGAAUGAAUAACCCUUUUAGGUUCUAGAUAGCACCUUUUUUUCUAAAAGUGUAUGGUAACAUCCUAGAGAACACAGACGUCAAGUCAACGUCUAUUCUACGUUGGUUCAAGGUAAUUUCAUUGAAAUGACGUGGAAACAACGUUGAUUCAAACAGUGGGUAAUCAUUGUAAGUAGGUUACAGUGUGCAGCACGAGCAAGUCAACAUGCAACAAACCGUAUUAAUAUAGACUCAUAAAGCCUCACCACUAUGCUGACGGCACACGUCACUGAAUAAUGUAAUUUGUAACACAUAUAGAGCCUACACUGCACCUGAGUCUGAGCAUGCGAAUGGGAGGGGUGAGAGUUCAUCUGAUGAAAGGGAGAGCUCCACUAUAAAGAGUGGAUUUUUAGGUAUUGUGGUGCCAACAUCAUGUUAUGGGAAUGCUUGUCACCAGCAGGGACUGGAGACGGAGUACCGGCAAAAUAAAUAUUGGGGUACGUGUACUCCAUACCGGUUGAACAUGAGCCAACACAAUAUUUAAAACAAAGAUGCCAAGAAACCUGUAGGCUAUUACACUAUUAUUUAUAAUUAAAGCAUGUCACCCUCAUGACAAAUUAGUGAACGGACUAGAUUACUUGUGGAAUACGCUCCAAAAUGUGAUGUAGUUCGACGAUAACAGUGACAUUUUGUGAAGGCAGAGAUGAGUGGCUGAGAACGAGACGCGCGUGGACGGUGAGCGCAUCUUCAGGUUACAAGUGUAGGCCUAAUGAAUCACAAUCACAGAAUGUAAUUCCUUACACUUUUAGUUUUUUAAAAAUAGAUGUCUCUUUCUAUUCAUCAAAUUGCCGGUGCACAGUGCACUGUAUGGAUGUGGGAAUUAUUUUAGAGUGGACGAAUGUGCGCAGGUAGCCAGGCUUACAGGAGCCCUUUGAAGUAAUUGUUUGACAAUCAGAUGAAAACAAUCAUGACUGGUAAUGUUAAUGCCACAUUAACCUCUGAAAGUCUAAGCCCCUCCCCCCCGCCCAAUGCAAUGGCUUAGACUUGUAGAGGUUAAUGUGGCAUUAACAUAACCAGUCAUGAUUUUUUCAUCUGAUUGUCAAACAAUUGCCAAACUGUUGGGACGCUACAGACGUUUCGUGAGAAGACCGAUUUUCGGGAUGUCUCAUGGUCUGACAAACACCACUGUAGCUCGGCCACCUUCCACCGCAGAUGCGGAAGGUCGACAUAGGCGGGUGUGGUGGAUUGAGACACAGCCCAUGCAAAAAAACUGACAGAUUUUGAUGGGGAUCUUUUUUUUCUGUUAGAUUAAAAGGUAAUACAUUUGAAAAGUUAAAUGACACAUUUGUACUAUUAGGUCCACAGAGAUCCUAUUUAAUGAAUAGGGAUUCUAUAUGUAAUUCUAUCUGUAAGAAGUUAAAUCUAUAGUACUUUCACCCCUGAUCAAAAUGAAAGUAGCAAAGCCCAGGUAAAAAGUCAGAGGAAAACCGCCUCAGUCUUCUAUUUUUUUCAGCAGGACAAUUACAUACAUUUAAAUGCCAAAGACACACCAGAAUGGCUUUCCAAUAGAUGUUAAGUGUUCCUGAGUGGUCCAAUCUCAGUCCUGCACGAAAUUUGCUUGAACAUCAGAGACAAUGUUUGAAUAUUGCUGUCCAUCAAUGACUGCCAAAUUUACUGAGCUUAAGCAAUUUUAACAAAAACAAUGAAUAUACAUGUAUGUUGCCUGAAGAGUUGUGCAAAGUUGGUAGAAUCUUAUAAAAAAUGAUUCACAGCUGUAAUGGCUGCCAAAGGUGCUUCCACCAAGUAUUAACUCUGGGGUGUGAAAACAUACGCAAUCAAGACAUCUUAGUUUUUUUAGGUUACCUUGGUCGCGCAUCCUCAGCCUUGUCUGGACAUGGACCAAGCCAGCCUUGAGCUCUUUCUGUCUCAGUGGCAUAGACAAAAAAGACAGAUGAUGGAUCUGUGCUCACUGCUAGGUCAUUUAGCAAAACAAGUCAAGAUAAUGCUCUGACAUAACACACACAUCUCUAACUGGCCUAGCGUUGAAUGGAAACCAGUGUAAUCCAUACCACUUACCAGGGCCUGAUUGAAUUACCUCAAAAGGUCAAAAUUGAAUAAGGAUAGCGAUCAGGAAUCUUCCCUAGUUGCUCCCUGGCCCUAUCCAAUAAGAGACACAUCACUGGUGUGAGAGCUCACAACAUAAAUAUGGAUGAUAGCAUCUAAUUGCAUUUGGAGUUUAAUACAAACAUUAUCACAUCAUAAUUAUAUUUGCAGUUAAAUUGCUCUCUAGGCGCUGUUGGUUUAGUCUUACAGAUGCUGUUUUGUCAGUCUCUUCAGUCUGUGGUCGAUAUUAAUUGUAAGAGGGUGCUCACCGACCCAUUUCAACCAAUUUUCUUUGCAUAGCAGGAACAUAAAAAUUUUUCACACAUUUUUUACAGGAGUCAAGCUGAAAUCUAUUUUUCCCUAUGUCUUUUGAUGAAAAUGGCUCUUGAUUUUCUUCCAUGUGUUGUUGUCAGGUGACUAAGAUGUUAGCUGUGGUGGUGGUGCUCUUUGCCCUCCUCUGGAUGCCCUAUCGGACGCUGGUGGUGGUCAACUCCUUCCUGGACAAGGCUUACCUGGACCUCUGGUUCCUGCUCUUCUGCCGCAUCUGCAUCUACCUGAACAGCGCUGUCAACCCUGUCAUCUACAACGCCAUGUCUCAGAAGUUUCGCACCUCCUUCAAGAAGUUGUGUCACUGCGGUCCGCAGCGAUUGGAGAAGCCAGCGUCCUACAGCGUGGCCCUGACCUACAGCGUCAUCAAGGACACGACCAAUGGAGAGAGCCCUGACCACUUCACUACUGAGAUGGACGAGCUGGCCACGCCCACACCCAGUGACCAGUUCCUGCCCAGCACCAAGAGGAUGUCAUUCGAGGACCCCUCUCUGUCAGGCAGG